Messenger RNA from Linum trigynum, 941 nucleotides. NCBI's taxonomy places the organism in Eukaryota, Viridiplantae, Streptophyta, Magnoliopsida, Malpighiales, Linaceae. The record is from the annotation of a GenBank genome assembly.
CGUGCAUGCGGAUGAUAAAAAAAUUCUUGGUUUCAGGCCAUCCCAAUCCUUUGGAGACUGCAACGAAACCUGCACUAACGUAUACCUAUCCUACAUAUACACACAACACAAGACGUAGCCACGGAGAUAUUAGAUAACCAAAAAGAGGAGCUGGUAAAUUAAAGAUAUGGGUUUGAAAGGAUGCUCCAUUGAUGGUAGACUUCUCCUCGUUGCGGUGAUUCUGUUGGCGUUAGCUUCACAACAAGUGGCCGUGGCAGUGGCGGCAUCAAAGCAAUUGGGGAUUGGAACAACGCCGCGUACCAAGUCCAUGCAUAAUCAAACUUACGCAGGACAUGAUGAAGAGCAACUGAAGACGGUGAAGGUUGUAGGCCGCACUUUGCUCACACUAGGGAAAAGAGACGAUCCCCACAACGGAGGAUACUUUGCCGAGACGCCUACUGAUGCAUGAACUCCCGUUCUUGGCUUGCUUUGUGUGUUUGUUGUAAAACUGCACUAGCUAGGAAAUGCUGAUGCAGGAGCCAGCCCAUGCUGGUGUAUUUUACUAGCUAUGGUGUUGUAUCUCUGUUCGAUGUGAACAAGACUAGUUCUUCAGAGCUCACGACCGAUUUCUUAUUAGAUUUACAUUUUGACGGCUUACUACCACACAAGCUGAUAGCUAAGCUUAUAUAGAGAAAGAUUUAGGGUAAAAACCCUAAUGCCACGACUCGGACAAGGCCAACAAGGUCCAAGACUAACUCGAUUUAAGUAACGACAACAUGUCACACUCGCAGUCCGACCAAAUAUCUCCUAUCUCUCCGGCGAGAACGCGAUGAAAUCCUCUGCCCCCAGCGGCUCGACUUUCAUCUCCGGGAAGAAAAUGGUCGUGUCAGAUAUUACUGUUGUAGGCGUGGAUCUUGAGAGGGGUAUGCGGUUCACUUUCUUAAUCAAGAGAAGAAGAGUUU